This is a messenger RNA of Xyrichtys novacula (pearly razorfish), 42382 nucleotides long. The record is from the annotation of a GenBank genome assembly. Lineage: Eukaryota; Metazoa; Chordata; Actinopteri; Labriformes; Labridae.
CUUAGGGAUUACAGCCUCACGGUUUACACCACAUUAUAGCGUUUAAAGUUGUUAAACUACACGUAACUGUUUUACACGAAUCACUCUUCUCUCUGCACUGCGGUAAGGUAGUAUACUGAACUACUGGUACUUUUACUGCAGUAGAGGCUCAGAGUACUUCCUCCAGCUCUGUUGUGUGAGUAAACUGUGAGUGUGUGUGAUAAACUAGUCCCGCAGGAAUGUGUGUGUGUCUGCACUCAGCAGCUCGUCUCUCUGUGUUGUGUUUCUUCGUUUUUAGCAGCAGCACUUUAACGUGCAGGCGGCGGGGCGUUUUCCAUGUUGUAACAUUAUCUUUGGCUCGAGAGCAUGAAAUCAGAACAACAAUAGAAAGCAGAGGAGCCGAGGAGGAGCGAGGUGGCGCUGGAAUAGUGAAGGGCUGUUCAUGGACGAGACGAAACUUUGAACUGACUCCUUAAGAUAAAGGAAAAGAACGAAAUCAUUAAUGGUUGAUAAUGAUACUACUAAUAAUAAUAAUGAUAAUAAUAUUGAUGCAUUAUUUAUAGGCACUCCAUCUAUUCGUUCUCUGAUUUUAAAAAAUGUGUUUUUUUUACACCUAAAGUUAAAAAAGUUACACCUCAAAUGUUUUAAUCUUAUUUAAAAACACUGGUGUUUGUAACUUUUUGAGCCAGAAAUUUCCAUUGAUGCGCAUUACCGAUCCUGUACAAAGGAAACAACAAAAAGUUAAUGGUGCCAAAAUAUUUUAUGUUUUACAUUUAAUCACAAAAAGUUAAUUUAGUAGGCUAUAUGUCAGUGCAAAGGCAUGUCAUAAUUAAUCAUCUGACUGAUAAAGGAGGCUGUAACUUGUGUUUAGCUAUGAGAAUGGUCCUUACAUACAUGAAUGAUCAAUUUGACGAGAUAUUUUGAACUUGGGAACCCGCCCCCACCCUCUGGUAUUCACUCCCUAAACCCAUCCAAGAUUGUACAGACCUCCAUACUUUUAAAUCACUCCUAAAAACACACCUUUUUAAAUUGGCCUUUGUGAACUGUUCUUUUAUUGUCUUCUCAUAUUGUGUGUUUUUUUUAAACCUUUAACAUUGUUGGUUUUAUUUCUCAACAGAUUCUGUAUUUUAAAUUUUGAUUUUCUUUUCUUUUCUUCUUUUUCUUUGUAAGGCGUUUUUGAGCACCUGUAAGAGUGCGUCAUAAAUAUAUAUAUUUUUUAUUAUUAUUAUUUAUUUUACUGAUAUGAAAUAAAGGAUACUGCAGAUUGAUUUCUUAAAACAAAUAGAAAAGUUACCAAUUAUAGCACAUCUAAUCUUAUUUUUAAAGUAAGAAUUUAAGCCAAACCCUACUUUAUUUAAACCAAACAUUCAAAACAGUUAUAUUCAUUUUAUUAUUAUUAUAUUCAUAUAUAUUGGAAACUAAUCAAAGUCAUAUGUGAAGAACUAAAAGUAUUGGAUCAUAAAAUAGUCUAUGUUUUUGAUGAACCAUUUGGAGCUAAAGAUCCGCUUUGUUACCCGAUUUAAAUGAUCUGAUCACUGUACGGAGCCGAACAGCCCAUCACUACGGUGGAGCAGGAGCAGGAGGAGGAGGAGGAGGAGGGAGGGGGGCAGCAGCAGCUUCCUCACAGCGGAAGGAGACGACGGAUCUCCAGCAGGACAAUGUGAGGCACGGAGAGUUGAUCCAACGCAGUUAGCCGCAGCCAGGAUGGACUCGGGAUAAUUUAGCGCGUUUUGCAGCCCAGUCUCAGCCUGAAUAUUGUUGGAAAUAUAAAUUUCGUUCUGCAGAGGAAGCGGCCGCAACGAUGGGAGUCCUGCGCUGACCGGAGCGCGGCGGCAGGGCCAAGAAACGGGAGAAAGAUGGGUGUCGUGCUGCGGAGCCUGUUGUUGUGUAGUUUUUGUUUGCUCAUACGAGGUGAGUUUCUCUAAAAUCUUCAUUUUCGCCGCUCCUUUCGUUCGCAUGGUGUCUGCAGGUGUAUAAAAGUGUAGUUGAGAGUUGUUAAAAUCAGUUUAAAGGGUGAUUUUUGUUGCUGUGUCCAGGCCAGGGCCCUCACUCCUGGGGUAGAUUUCUCCCGAGCGGAGCUAACGUUGCAUCCGAGGAGCAUUCACGUGCAAUUCGGAUGCUCGGAGUUCCCAUACUUCGGUGUUCGACUAUCCCACUUCGUUGUUUCCACUCAAAAACAGCUGAAAACCACCAAUUAAAUGUGACCAAUCUCUUUUGCGUUGAAUUAAAUAUGAUGACAGUAACUAGUAAAAUGACCGGACACUUUAGAGAAACUCCAAAAUAAGCCGAAUGUUGACAUGUAGUUAGUAUAUCAACUAUGUGUGUUGGCAGUUUAUUAGAACUGACCGAAGUUUGCUGUGUUUCGUCAACAAGUAUCUCAACUGGGCAAGUCAGGUACCAAUUUUCAGAGACUUUUCAAAAGCUUUCGGUUGUAGUCAGCAUUUACGUUAAAAUUCCCGAUUGGAAUUAUUUCUUCCGAUUAUUUCUCCAGCACGUGAACGCACGGUUAGCCAGGCUGCUAUACGUGCUGUGCCUCUCUGCCUGUUUGCUGCUGGGAGCAGAGGAGAAAGAAACCACAAACAGCCUGUGUUUAGCUGGAAAAAUACCCCAGAAAUCAUCUCCACCCCCACCAGUCCAUGUAUUCAGAGUAGAUUUAUUAUGUUAACUUAGUUUUCAGCGGCCGUUGGUCCACUAACUCCUGAUUUAGUAACUUACACAGAGGGUUGAUCGGUCAGUGGAGACGUUGGACUCGGGGAAACAUUUAGCACAACAAAUGCUACGUUAGCAAGUCAUUCAACAUGCUAGCAGCUAAGAGGCGAAAUGUAGCUGGAAAAAGAUAAAACCUUUGUAUAUAUUAUUUAAAAAAUGACACUUACUGCGUCUUAUUACUAUUUAAGUCACAUCUUCAAUUUCAGUCCAACCUAAACUGAUCUAAAUCUGAUAUGUUGUGAUGUUAUGUCGACGCGCUAACUGUUUACAGCCAGUUAGCAUCAAACUUAUUGUGACUUAGAGUUAAACUUUCUUUGGGUUAAAAAUAAUUCUCUUACAAGUGUAAAAAUCAACAGUUAUGUGGCAAUAAUAACCGGACAGGUUGUCUCGUGUAGUUUUCAGUCUCUUGAGCCUAAGAAAAACUUCAAAACUGUAUUUGAAACAACAAAAAAACAAAAGUGAACUUCAAUAAAAUGGGUUUCCUUUAAAAAUACAAAGAGAAAGAAGUCCGCAAAUCCUUUUUGACUACUUUCAGUUCCAAAAAGUUGAGAUACUGUUUAAAAAGUCAAUGAACAAGCGUCAUUAAACUGAAAAAACUGCAAAGAAAAGUUAUCAAAUGUUAAAACUCAAAACAUUUAUUGUAUUGGAUUUUAUUUUGGAUUUGAUUCCAGCUUCAUCUUUCACAAAAGUUGGGAAAGGGAAAACAAAACGCUGAAAAAAGUUCUGUAAUGUCAAAAAAUGUGAAGACAAAUUCAUACAUGGACAUCAUCCAGAAAUGUAAGGAACUUUUCUGAGCUCCAUUCAAGAUGGACUGAGACUAGGUGGAAAAACGCUCUGUGGUCUGAUCGAUGUAAACAUGACAUUCCUCUUGGAAAUCAUGGAUGCUUCAUUCUCCACUUUCAUAGGAGAGGGUUAAUCUGGCUUGUUGUGAGUGCACAGUUCCGAGCCAGCAGCCCUGAUGGUUUAGGGUCCACAGGGUUUUGGUUAUUCUGAAAAAAACAUAUCAGUUGUUGUGAAAUAUUUCAGAAAGCUCUCUAGAAGUUCAAAUUAUUCUUGUACAACUAAAGGUCCUUACACACCGGGGCUGACGCAAAUAUAGAAUGCGAAAUUACGAAAUAUUCUGAGGCGAAUUUUGACGCGCUUGCGAUGCGAUUUUGCGACUUUCCUGGGGGAAAAAGACGCGUCCCAGGUGGAAGUGAGAAGACUGACACAACAGCAGACUGAGUGUUUUUCAGUUCUGAUUAGACUCUAGUGUUGAGUUGUCUGUCUGUCAUGAUAGCAUGUACUGAGUCUGGGCCAGUACCAGAUAAGCACAUUAAACUAUAAUCCAUAAACGUAAGGUAACAACCAAGACCUAAUGGUGCUGUGACAGCAACGUUAAAACAAAGACGUUUAGCAAACUGUUAAACAAAACAUCGUCAUAUGAGAAAUCCGAUGCUAUGACUCUCCACAAGUUGUCCUUCAGGUCGUUAUCUUUGUAAUAUUUGUGUCUUUUAUCAAAAAGUACUCUGUUCUCAGACACGUAAACAAUCAGCCGGUCAGCCAUGUUGGAUAUGAAUCUGACAUCGCAACAACACGCAAUCUGAUUGGUCAGAAGUGGACACACAGUAUGCGAAACUUUAGAAAAAUCGACCGUGAUCCGAAAAAAUAAAUGCCGCAACAUCGCAGGAUGGGAAAAUGUCGCUGAUAUGAACGCUUCAAUUGACAGGAUACGGGUUCGAAAAGAAAUAUUGACGUCCAAAAUAAUCGCACAAAAAAAACACUCCCGGUGUGUAAGGACCUUAAGUCGAAAUGCUUUAAAUCUGAAUAAAAACAAAUUUUGAUGAAUGCAAGUUAUUUAGAGUCCAAAUUUAAGUGAUCAAGUGGUUUGGCUAAUUAGAAUUUGACUUUCUUUUAGCAAAUGCAUCUUCCAACUUAAAGAGAAAAAGGACCUUUUGGCUAAACUAAUCAAUUACAUUUACAUUUGACCAACUUGGCUGCAUGUUAUCUGACGUUUCUGUCUGAUUGAGACGGUGUAAAAAAGGAAGGAUGAUGAUAUUUCUGUGUGUCAGAUUUUUUGAUUUAUGGGCAGUAAGAGUUUUAUCCUCCCCAUUAGAUUUUUGAUAUUCUGCUUUAUAAUUAAUAAAAUACAUGUAGUUGUUUUCUGUUUAAUUGGGAAAUUUGUCACUCUAGUUUUAAAAUAUUCAAUUUCAAGUUUAUAUUUUUCAAGUUUAUUUCAGGUCGAAUAUCCAAGUUUAGUACUGAAGUGUACAAGGAAAGACAUGUAAUAUAAACAGAGACAAAUCUGUGAAAUAUACACUUCUGCUUUUUGUGGUUUACGCAGGAGUUUCUGGAAAGCCAGCCGAUUCAAAACAACUCAAACUGUCUAGAAAUACUCACGCAACUUUUUAUUUUACAGAUUAUAUUUUCUCAGUUUAAAAACGAAAGGCGCUCACCCUACUUUGAUGUAAAUGGAUUAAAAAUGAGAAAUGUUUAUGUUUUAAGAGUGAAAAUGAAGCAGAAAUCAGUGGGUGAUGAUGUGAGAAGUUGCUGAAAUAUGUUCUGAUUUGAAAGAGUUCUCCUGGUGGUGUGAAAACCGUCCUGAUGCGUCCUCCUGCGGAGUUCAGCUCGCGGAGGUUCGUUCGUCUGAGGAGGUUUGGAUGUAGUAAAUAUUUGCAGAGGGAAACUCCCCCCUGUGUGAGGUGAGGACGGACGGGCGGGGGAGCGGCAGGGGUCUCUCUGACCUGCUCUCUGGGUCUGGAUGUGUCAGGUUGUGGGUUCGGCUCAGAGCCAGGAUCCCGCAGAGAGGAAGUCCAGAGUCCCCGCUGCCACUCGCCUCCUCGGCAGCUCGUCGACAUGUCGAGUUAACACGACGAGCGGAGGGUUUAUUAUUCAGAAAGUUCACUCAGAGGGGGUCAGAACUGACACAGGUAACUGAAAAACCCCAAACCGUCAGUCUGGAGACAUUUAUCUGCUGCGGCUUGAACUCUUUUAUUACUCCAGGACGUUUUUAAAUCAGUUUUAUAACAUAACUUACAGCUGGAAUCAACAAGAGUCUAAAAAUACUUAAAAUAUUGUUCUAAAAGUGUUUUUUUUAGAGUUAAUGGUGACGGUUCUGUGAGCUGCAGUUUCCAGAGUCAAAGUCAGAUCCUCGCACACAAUUAAGAAGUUUAAAGAUUGUGUUUAAACAGACUUUUAAGAGUUAAAUUCUCAUAUUUAAAACUUGUUUAAAGGUGUAUUUCUGUCUAUUUACAACACCUUUGAAUAAAUAAUAAAAGGACAAAAAUGAACCAAAAUAAACUCAAAUGAAAACAUCAAAAGAUAAAGAAAAAAGACUAAAGGUUGACACAGGGGUCCCAGAGAUGCAGUCUAAGGUUUGUGGUCUCUGCAGACACAUGUUGUUGGUUUUUGUGAGUUAUUAUCGCAGAUUAAACAGUUUUCGUAUGUUUUUUACUACAUCUUUCUGAAUGUCGUAUUUCUCGUGUGUUUCAGGCGUACCGCUGCUCCUCUAUGCGAACCGGCGGGACCUUCGGCUUGUGGACGCAGCACAUGAGAAGGCCAACGCCACAGUGGUGGUGGGGGGGCUGGAGGACGCCGCUGCCGUGGACUUUGUAUACUCGCAGGGUCUCAUAUACUGGAGCGACGUGAGCGAGGAGGCCAUAAAACGCACCGUCUUCAACCAAUCAGGGGCCAGCGCCAUCCAGACGGUGGUCCCGGGGCUGGCCUCCCCGGACGGGCUGGCCUGUGACUGGUUAGGGAAUAAACUUUAUUGGACAGACUCAGAGACGAACCGGAUCGAGGUGGCCGAGCUGGACGGGACUCUGAGGAAAGUUCUGUUCUGGCAGGAGCUGGACCAGCCGAGGGCCAUCGCUCUGGAUCCAGAACGAGGGUGAGUCUGAGGGUCGGGGACGGCUGUGGUGGGUCAGUACUCCAGCUGGUGAAGGAUUGAUAGUUUUUGGUUUCUGCUUUGAGGUUUCUGCGCAGCACCUGUAGUGGGUUUCUACCAAAGCUUCCAUCAGCAGACCUGAUGGAGGCGAUCAGGGGAUGUGGUUCUGGUUGUUUUUGACACUUUGUUGUUUUCAUCAGCUCUGUUCUCGACAUACUGAGCCCUGGAGUCCUGUUUAAGAGUGAGUCUAUCACCUCAGCCGGUUCAGUUUACUCUGGUUUGAGCUGGGCGAUUAAUCCGAUCUCGAGUUCAGUUACCAGGGCUUGACACUAACUUUUUUCACAUGUGCUUCUAAGUUGGAAAAGUAAGGAACACAAAAGGAACUUUAGGGGCACAAUAAAAAUUGAUCAAAUAAUGUGUGUCAUAUUGGUCAACAUAAAUACUAUUAUAUGAAAUCAAUUUUAGGUCAAUUGGUCACGUUACAUGGAAGCUAUUGAAGGAAAACAGCCUUUUUCUGAGAACAUCAACUGGUAAUUUAUUGAUGGUCCCUUGUUCAACACCCAACGUUAACAGUGAUGGUGUCGAGUCGAUUUAACCGCGCUGCUGUUGCCAUUCCUGGUUAUGGAGAGUGAGAAGACACCGGUAGAUCCGCAGUGAAUGUCUGUCGUAUAGCCAACCUAAAACUAACUUCACUGAGGUAUUAACGUGAAAAAACAUAAGUUGCCUCUGCUGAUUUUUCGCAAAUGCGAGUGAAACAGUUGCACUGCUGAGCCCUGGUUACGAUUUUGCCUUUUCACGAUCAGCGAUAUGUUUUCAGUUGUGAUGAAACCAGAUGAACCCGAUACUUCUGAGCUUCAUGAGCAACAUCACAUCUAUCAGGAUGCUUGGACUUUAGGUUUGCUAUUGUUGCCAUUAGGGCCAGACUAAUUUAUCGGUGAGCCAAUUAAAUCGGCCAAUUUUAGCCCAUUUGAUACUAAUCGGUAAUCGGCCAAAACUCGCUGAUUUUCGCCGAUAUUUACAGAAAUAAAAUGCAGAGAAUAAGAUUCGGUUUCACUUCGAAAAUGUUCCGCCAUUUGAAAAGUUGGAAACGCUUUUCUGGUCCGAGUUUGAUCAGUCGGUCUUCCUGUCGGCAUGAAAAGUGGUACAGUACUACAGUAUAUAAAAAAAAAUCAUAUAGCAUACAGUAUAUAGUAUACGGUAGAUAUCUACAAUAUAUAUUUUUUAUAACUUCAUAAAAAUAAAAAUAAAAAUCAUCCGAUUAAUUGAUAAUCAGACCCCACCCCCCAAUAAUCGGUAUCGGCAUCAGCUCCUAAAAAUCCAUAUUGGUCGGGCUGGACACAGACAUGAGGUUAGAGUCACUCUGGACUCCUGAAUGCUUGAACUCUUUUUCGACAUAUUUCAGACAAGAAACUAAUCAGCUGAUAAAUUAAAGGUGAAGUUGGUGUUUUUAUAGCAGCUGUGGUGCAGAAACUAGAUCAGAAAUCUGUAAAAUAAGAGAAAGCUUUCGGAGUUCCUUCCUGUCAGAGCAGACAUUAGUCAAAUCUCUGCAGCUGGAUCUUCCCCUGCAGUAGAGAGGGAGGAGGGUGUCUGUGUCUCUGCUGCUUUGUCUUCAGCUGGUCCUGGAUCAGAUCUGGUUUCAGGAGGUCUUAGCGUCUCCUCCGUCCUCUGAGUGAGUCCUCCUGGAAGCAGAACAACGGCGUCAGUGUUGUGAGGGCGAGCGGCUCGCUGUCGGCAGCUCAGGAAUGUUUGAAUCAGAGAAAGUCUGAGAGAUCGGCACGUCACGACGGACGGGAGUACAGAUUCACAGAAAUGUCCCCGUUCAUGAGGAGACGUCGCGUUGGUUAAAGGGUGGAUGGAUUUUGUUUAACCUUACCUGACUAACUCUUGUGUUUUGUUUCUUUUGCUGAAAACAGACACAUUGAAAAAUCAUGCUGUACUGGUUAAAAUCACUUAAAUAUCCACCAUAACUGUAGUAGCAGUCAAAGAUCUCUUGUCCUCUUAUCUUUGUAGAAAUCAUGUUUUUUAAUUUAUCCAAAGUAGAAACUAAAAGUCCCUCCUGCUUUUGCACUUUUCAUGUCUGUAACACUCCUGGAAAUGUUCAGGUCGAGUCGUCUUCUCGCUUCUUCUUGAUUUUUAUGAAGGUGGACAUAAGUUUUGUUGUUGUCAUACAGAUCUUUGGAGCGUAGAGGUCAUAUAUGACUUAAAGUAUAGACUUCCUGGAUCCUGCCACCAUAUUUGGCAGUAUCAGCUUUAAAAAAAGAACCAGUACAACAAACCAACUUGCAGUAAAAUCCACUCGCUUUGUGAGACCGACAGCUUCCAGGUGCGUUUACUCCGGAACGGCUCCAAUGGCGAUUUUUGCCGUUCUCCAAUUCUUACCAGAUCCAUUUGAGAGGCGAAUUUCGUGGCGGACUACGGACAGCAGGAAUCGCGGGAACUCACAAGAACCCUUGGAUUCAUGUGCAAUUACACGAUAACGAGUUGUCUCUAAAGCCACAUAACCAUAUAAGCAGUGGCUUGUGUCCCUCCAGAGAAGGAAAUCCACUUCUAGACUUAUAAAAUCAGCAUCCUCUCAUCCAUGGUGUCGUCGGGGUUAAAUGUGUUUAGAAACUUUUCACUUGUUCGUCCCCGCCCGUUUGCAUGAUGUGAAAUAAGAUCUGCCUGAAACAUGUAGUGUGUCUGUGCCUGACUUCCUUUCUAGCAUGGGUUAAUCUAUCAUGAAUUUAUCCGGCAUGCUCCGGCGUCCAGAAAAAUUAGAACUCUUGCGAUCAGCUGUGGAGUCCGGCGAUUCGCAGCCGUACGAAAAGAAGCUGGUGGAAAUAGCUGCGAUCAGCGGAAAAGGCCUUUUUGUAGCCGUUCUGGAUGCGGUGGAAAUUGGGGGUUACGUGUUUCUGGGACAUCCAGGAAAAGAUUUACAUGUUUAAAUGAGAUUAUGUAGAUCUAAUUUACCCAAUAUAAAGGUAAUCUCUGGAUUUAAUUCAGUGACAUGGUUUAAUUUUUGUUGUUCGCUAAGUAUGCGAAUGAGAGGGUGACAUGUCAGUCAUGGUCUGUGGAGGCUGUGAUUGUCUGGUCCAAUCAGAAGCCAGAUUUCCUUGUGUCUGCAGAGUUGUAAAGGUGUCAGGACCUGUAGUGAAAUUUGAGCUCAGGUAGAUUUUUUCAAACAGGAAAUGAAGGAUAGAAUCAGUAUGAAUGAAACUGUAUCCACUCCCUCUCCUCCCCCUCUCCUCCCCCUCUCUGUAGAGGUUUAGCAUGAGGCCUGGGGUCCAUUAGGACUCAGAUAAAAGCCUGUGUAAUGUAUUCAUUAGUUUUAUUUAAAUGUGUGUUGUCGUCUUUCUUCCUCUCCUCUCUUGGGUUUCUAUUCAUGGAAACUCUUCCUCCUCCGUGUUUGAUGCCGCUCGGCGUCGGAGAUAAAAGUCAGAGCGAGCCGCUCGCUGACACACGGGGACGACGUGGCGCUCUGUGCCGCCUCACUCUGAUCGCACACUUGUUGUCGUUGUUGAUGUUUUCUGGUUUGUUUGCCUGAUAGAAACACAACUGUGACCUUCACUUUGACCUGCGACUCAAAACAGAUAUCAGUUAUUGAUCGAUAGUCUCAGAAAGAUGAAGUGUGAGCAGAUGUUCGUCACAUGCAGACAGAUGUCCCGCUGUAACACCAUCACUGAGGAUGGAACCAGACCCUGUAAAUCCACCUGACUGACCCAGAUCUGUAUCUGAGCCUCCUGUCCAAAGAUAACCUCUCUUGUUUCCCCUCUGUGGGCUCACCUGUGCACACCUGUGCGCCUCUCAGGGUUCACUGUACUGUCAGAACUUGCGUUUGACAUUUUGUUACUGACUUUUUAUUCUCCGUGUGGUUUGUUCGUUCUCCGCCGCUGCUACAUGAAAGUGAUGCCCCGGGGAAUCAAGUGUUUAUCCUGUGAGUGUGUUUGUGUGUGUGUGAGUGUGUAUGUGUGUGAGAGAGAGACAUGACAGAAAAACUCCUCAGGUGUUCAUCAAUAUAAAUCGGAGAGGAGUGUGUGUGUGAUGUUUUGUGAUGUUUGAAUGUGACGUGUUGAAUGCGGCUCUGAUUUACGCUCCUGUACAAACAACCACACUAGCACUAACCUGAGUGUGUGUGUGUGUGUGUGUGUGUGUGUGUGUGUGUGUGUGUGUGUGUGUGUGUGUGUGUGUGUGUGUGUGUGUGUGUGUGUUAGCAUGCAACAGGCUCUGAUGGCUGCCUAUAAUGAGAUGAAGAUGUUUGGUUGUUGUUUUCUUGUUUGACAAAGUCUCUCUGUCGACAGCAUCUGUUUCAAACUAACACACCGGAGAGCGCUGGUGGUGUUUGUGUGUGUGUAAGUGUGUGUUAGUGUGUGUUGGUGUGUAUGUGUGUGUGUGUUGGGGGGUAGUUGUAAGUAUUUCCAUUCAUGUGUCGAGUCUUAGGAGAGAGGAGAGACAGACAGCUAGCUGCUCCCACCUGUCAGUCAAAGAAGCCACGCCUCUUAAUUCCAAAUAUCUUUAAUCCUUGCUAAGGAUGGGAAUUAAGAUACUAUUGAUAUUAUUGAUUCUGAUGCCAUUAUCAAUACUGCUUGUUUGGUUGACAGACUAAAACAAAGAUCUCAACUACUGCUGGGUGAUAAAACAAAAACGAUAUUUAUCGCAAAUUAAUUUCCCUCCAUCAAUAUAAAACAGUCGAUAUGCUUUUUCGAUAGUCUGCAUUAAAAAGGACAAAAAUCUGUUCUCUAGGAUUCAGCUGAGUUUAGAGCACCAAGGUGUAUGGUGUGUGUCCCCGUUAAAGGACAUAGAUACAGAUGUCCAGUUUAGUGGUGGAUUUAUUUGACUGUGGGUCUGCGGAUAAAGAUAAAGAGCAACAAUCAGCACAGCUCACACCAUAGAUAACAUGAACAUCCAGUAGCAUGAGAUAGCAUUAGCCAUAUUUAUGGUAAACAAUGCAUUCACACAAUACAGCAUCCAGCUUGGACAGUGAAACAUUAUAAAACUCACUUCUGGCAUUUACACAAUAAACCCAGGAUGUGAAGGUGAAUACUGGACAAAAACAGGUAAGAGGAAAUUUACAAACUAUCCUCUGCUGCAAGAGGAGGAAAACUAAACUUUCGCAGCUCCGGCACCUCACACACAGGUACGGUGCGUUCAUGAGUGUAGGACAAAUGAAAACUCAUUGUAAAACACAAUAUAUGUGAACGGUGUUCACUGAAAACACCUAAACAACAUGGGCUUUCUAACAGGCAUUCUGCCAUGUCUCUAGCGCAAUGUCUUAUGACAACAUGUCAAAGAGACACUAAGACCUCACAGAUGCAGUAGCUUAUUGUUUUGCAAAAGACAAGCUACCGAUAAGCACUGUUAAAUAUCAACUUUUAUAUCAUGAUAUGUUUCGAUAUCGACUGGUAUUAAAAAAUAUAUCCUGAUUAACUUUUUCCCAUAUCGCCCAGCCCUAAUCUCAACCCCUUAUUAGCAUAGACAGUUCACAAAUAUGAGAAUAUUUGCUUAAAUUAACUCAUAAACCCUUAAAUAUUAUCUUUAUUUUAAGUGGUUGGAUUCAGACAGUCCAUGGAUACAGAGUGUGGAAAGCUGUCGGGCUCACAGAGCGAGUGGAUUUUGCUGCAGUUUGGUUUAUUAUGUGUAUGCAACAAAGUUUGGGAGCAUGUUGGUCAACGAUGGUACAAACUGUCAGGUGGAGAGAGGAGAGCAGGGAGAGAAGCAGGCAGCUGUGAGCCUGAAAAGUUCUGGUCCUUGAGUUUUUGAUAACACAGGAUAAAAUUCCUGCUCUACUACGAGUGAAAGUCAGACUUUUACUUUAUCGGGGCAUCAUCAGAAAUCAGUAAGAGCUAUCUGAAGAGCUCAGAGUGUUUUAGUUAUAGAGUUUCAUGAAUAAACAUAACAGAGAGGUUUGUUCUUGGGUGAUUAUGUUUAAUAAUCGUCAUCUCAGUAUCAAUAAUCCUCAUUAUGAUUUUUGCGGUCAUUGAGCAGCCCUAUGUCAGAGUUCGUCUUCACUAACAGACUUUGUUUCCGAGUCUGAGAAAUGACUCCGAUCUGCCACAGAAGCUGAUAUUUCAGGUUUAUUUCGGUCUUAAAGCAGAGAAGGAUCGAUUUCUCCUCCCGCAUGUGUUUCAGUUUUGAGUCAGGAUCGCUCUGUAGUCACUCUGCUCUCUGUCUGAGGAGAAAACUGGUUCUCUAAAUCCACGCUGGAACGCAGAGCUGGACUCGGUUCAACGUGGAUGAUUAAUGCAUCAGGUACCAAACACAAAGAGCUCUUGUGGUGAGGGGACCGUGUGUUUGUGUGCUCCACAUUUCACUGCACAUUUAACCCCCUCUGCUGCUUCUGCCCGCCUCACACACACACACACACACACACACACACACACACACACACACACACACACACACACACACACACACACACACACACACACCUGAACCUCCUCCUCCAUCUGUCCUCCUGUACCUCAGACAUGCAUCAAGGUGUAGUUUGAACAUAGUGAGUUUUAGAGCUGUUUGGUCCUGUGCUGGCUGGACUCAUGGACCGAGUAUCAGUGAGACUUUUCGUCUUUAUCUCUGGGAUUACACAGAGAGGAGCAGCAGCCUGUUAGCGAGUAUGAAACAUGUCAGUAAAGACCACACAGGACUUUUAGUUCCACUAAUUCAAAGCAGAAAAAUGUUUAUUCCAGGUAUGAUAUAUUCAAUUCAAUCAAAUCCGCUUUAUUUAUAUAGCACAUUUUCGAAAAACAUUCAAGUCUACAAAAGUGCUGCACAAUAAAACUAGAGGAACAGACACUGAAGAAAACAUCAAGAUGAAAUAAAUAAAUGCAGGUAAAAAACAUAAAACCACAAAAGCAUAAAAGAAAUAAAAGUGACAAAAGGGCCUUAAAGGACCUAAAAGGACAGAGAUCACACGACUCUCAUGCUGAACAAAAAGCCAAGGAAUAAAAAUGAGUUUUAAAAUGUGAUUUAAAGGUGGAAAAUGUGGGGAUGUUUUAAUCUCAAGUGGCAAUUUGUUCAAUUAUUUGGGAGCCACCGAUAUACAGAUACAGAUAACAAAUAUCUUAUACAGAUACAAAUACAGAUCUUAUCCUCCCAUUAACAAAGACAGUCCAUAAAUAUAAGAGCAUUUGCAUAAAUUAACACAUAAAUCCUCAGAGAUUCACUUUAUUUUAAGUGGUUAGAUUCAGACGGUCUGUAAAGCUCCUGGAUGUCCAAGGAUACAGAGUAGGGCUGGGCGAUAAACCGAAAAUUUACAGAUACUGAAAUUUAUGACAACAACCAACGUCGUUUUGCUCAUGUCGGUUAAUUUGGUGUCAAAAAAAUAAAUAAAUACAAGUUGGUUUUGGAUGUGUGUAGGUAGGCUAUGGUCUCAUGUCCCUUUAAGACUCUGUCCUACAUCAGAGACGUGACUCCAUCUUAUCCAGUCUGUAACAAAGAGGGAAAGACAGGUGAGGAGAUGGAGGACGGUUCAAAAGUUGUAGCUGCUGAAGUAGACGAAGUUAAUGUGGGAGGGGGUGAGCAGCUUGUGGAGUAGUUAUCGUCCAUUAAUGGUUAUCGAGGUGAACUGCUCAAUAUAUCGUGAUACUGAUUUGAGGCCAUAUCGCCCAGCCAUGUUUGUUGGUCAGAUUGGCUGAUAGAUCUGUCUCAGUGGAUUUAUUCAUCCUGCAGCAGUAGGAGAGGCCACGAUGGAUGCAUUUGAAUACCGUAAUGACUAGAAUAGACGCAUAUAAAACACCCUUCUCAAUUAAAUUGGUAUAGAGCUACUUAACCAGAGUUUGUGUGCACAGGUAUAGAGUUAGCCACGAUCUGCAAACCCGUUUACACCGUCAACUUUCAGACUCCAUGAUCCUGAGUUAAGCUGUGUCAGACAUGUUGUGUUUGAUUCUGAGAGUUUGAGGACCUCUGACAAUGAGGGUCACACUUGAACAUUUCCUGUCUUCUGCUCAAUUAAAUCUAGUUUUUUUGUCAGUGAGCUGAUAAAAACUGUCAGUUUGGCUUCGACUCACUGAAACAGCAGUUGAUGAUCUACCUCUCUGCCUCUGUCGCUUCUGCUUUCAAUGAAACAACUCCUUCACAUUCACACAGGUGAUUCAGUUUGUUUGGUAAAGACAGACUCAGACUGUCAGUCAGACUCUGACGUUUUUUUCUGUAUCUGGUGGGAAAAAGUCUGCAGUGGUCUGCAGGAAGAAGCGAACAGAGCGGGACAAAAGACUGAUCCAGGAAAAGAAGGGGGGUGAAGUUUGCUGCUGUCCAAAAUGAGCCGUUUAAUGAGUCCAAUUACACGGCUUUAAAACCUGCCUGAUGUCAUGACUGCUGCAGCCCCUCAGGUUGUGUAACAUGCAGACACAAAGAACGGAAAAUAAUCAAGAUUUACACAAUAAAGUGGGAUUUAUGGUAGCUCUACUUUAUUCUCACAGCUCAGAGAGCAACGUUUCCUCCCCGCUGAAUGGUUCCAGCUCAUAAAAAAGAGUAUUUGAUUGUUUUCUUGCAGCCUUUGACCUUUUCAGGCUGAUUAUUUGAAUUGAACACUGGUUGAUUGAAAGUUUGACAGUGGAACAAGUCCAGAAAAGACUCCAACCUAAACUCUAUUGAGGUUUUCUGCUUGUUUUUUGUUCUUUUCACACGGUGCAUGUUCCAGAUUUACCUCAAAAUAAACGCAGUGGGAUGAGAGGUGGUCUGUAGACGUUCCUGAGGGUGUAAUGUAACAGAAAGCAAUGCAAACAGGGGUCUGAAGUCGUCUCUGAUAUUGACUCUAUCUGUGUUUCUGGUUUCAAAGGUGGGGCUGUUUUCCACCAACCCUAAUCUGAGACCAGGAAAGCCUCCUCCUUCUCGUAUUUAUUGAUAUCCUCUCGGCAGUUCGCAGUUUACAAACCUCUAAUAGGAUCGAAGACCAAGCUGAUCAGUUGCACAAACAGCUGAGGUCGUUUUAGUCCGAGGGUCUCUGGUGGUCCGUGAGGGUUCAGGUUCAGAGGGCGGAGGGGGGGAGGGUCUGAUGCAGAUGAGUGCUGCUGGUGUGGAGGGGUGAGGGGCCGUCCAGCUGUGAUGGUAAUUAAGGCAAACAAAGAGGAGAACGAGCUGCACAGCAGGAAGCACCCCCACACUCCCCACCCCCAUCAAAACACCGCUCACACACUCACCCCCUCUGCCCUCCUUUAAACAACAAACACCCCCGUGGACAGCAGGUUCUGGUACCAGGAACUUUAAGUUUACAGAGCCCGCUGGAUUUUUCUGACUCACCUGCUGCGUUUCUGCACAGUUUUGUCCUGAUUUUCAAAGAUUUUUCCAGGGCUGACAGGAAAAAUAUCUGAGUAUAAAUCCUGAAAAUUCUCCCCGUAACCACCUCACACUGAAACUCCAGGAUCUUUUAGGGGUUCAAGUCUCUCAGGUGUGGUGAGGUCCAAAAUCAGCCAAAAAACAAAUAUCAGAUUAUAUCGGGCUGCAUCUAAAAUUUCCGAUAUCAACACUCUGAUACACCCAGUCCAUUCCAGAUCCCACUGCGGCACCUCUGGCUAGCAGCACCCGGAUCCAGCAUGCAGAGCCCAUGUGAUCACAAAAACAGUGCGUACUAAGGUCCUACAGGGCUUGAAGACCUCGGGCAUGGUGCCGGAAAUCUAGCUCGGGAUUUUUUUUUUUCUAAAUAAUGUCAAAAAAAAAAAAACCUAGUUAGUUAGAUCUGAUUAUGACCGGCAGAGGACAAAGACAGGUAAACGGCAAAUUUCAAAUGAUGGAUGCCAGGUACAUCAGUCAUGGAGAAGAAACAGCGAUAUUGGAAGCUGGGCUUUGGCGGAAGAGGCAGGAAAAGAUGGAAAGCCUCACAUUAGCUGGUGCCAAUGUCGUAAUAGUACAGACUACUAGCUACAAGAAUCAAAAACCGAUUUAUUUUACAAAAACAGCAGCUGGUAGCCGGGCGAGUGCGCAGGGAUCGUCUGCAAAUGACGAUACAAGAGCAAGACGCUGCAAACAAAAGUCAAAAUCUCCACUGUUAUACAGUAGAGAUCCCAAAAUCACCACACACACACACACCAAGGGACUCUUCAUACUACAACAGCUGUUUUAGGAAAAUGUGCCUUUUUAUCAUUUUGGUGAAUUUUUAUUGUUAUGAAUCAUGAAUAUCUUCCAAUAUGAAUCAAAAGCUCCACUGUCAUAUGUUGGCUGUGUGAAAAACAUUUGAAAAAAGAUGUUGCAGCUGAGUGCACAGUUUGUGUCAAUAUCGGUAUCUGCCGAUACUGAAGGCUACAAUAUCAGUAUCGUAUCAGAAGUAAGAAAGUUGUAUUGGGACACCUCUAACUGUAACAUACUGGGUUUUUUUAAUCUUCCAUGUGGAUGAGCUAAUUAUAUUUUGUGUGUUUUUGAGGUUCAUGUCCUGAUUAAAAACUCGUCGUCUUCAUUUUCAGGUACAUGUACUGGACGGAUUGGGGCGAGGUGCCGAAGAUCGAGCGAGCGGGGAUGGACGGGACGAAUCGUUCAAUGAUUAUUGACAGAGAGAUCUACUGGCCCAACGGUCUGACGUUGGACUACAGCCAGCAGAAACUCUACUGGGCCGAUGCCAAACACAACUUCAUCCACCGCUGCAACCUGGACGGAUCCAACAGGUACGCUUAAAUGAGCAGAGGGACCACCUACACUCGGGGAUUCACAGUCCGAAAAAGAAUAAAUCAAAUGAAAUGAAAUGGAAAACCCCCCAAAAGUACCAUCACUUUGAAUCAUAUUGAUAUGCUGUGUGUGUUUGUGUGUUCUCAGGGAGGUGGUGGUGAAGGGGGACCUGCCUCACCCGUUCGCUCUCACCCUGUACGAGGAAACGCUGUUCUGGACGGACUGGAACACACACUCCAUACACUCGUGUAGGAAACAGACGGGGGCGGACCAACGCAUCGUCCACUCCGACAUCUUCUCGCCUAUGGACAUCCACGUCUUCAGCGCCAAGAGACAGAAUAGCUGUGAGUCCAAACGUCCUCAGAGUCCGAUCUCUGACAGCAGUUUACACUCUUUAAUCAAUCUGACCUGAUCUCAGAGCGAACUGGAGUAACCUUCCCGUUAACAUCGCCUCAGAGUUUGUGGUCUCGUUUGUUAACUCUGACACUGAGCCUGCUGAUAUUUCUUAAUGUUUCUAUGUCAACAAAACCGUGUUCUGACUCAGAGCCACAGAGAACGAGUCCAAAACCCGAGUCCUGAUCUUCAUCGCCGGUUUGGAAAUCAGAUUUGUUUGUAAAAAGUAAAAAUAUUUAGUUUGAAAUGACAAAACUCAGAGAGUCUGAUUCAUCACUAUAAAGAAGGUUUCUCAGAACAGAAAACUGAACUUAUGUGAACUGAGAUCGGCACAAGCAUGUUUUACACCUCCUCCUCCCUCUCCUCUCUGUGGUAAUCAUGGUGAUUGCAAAACAGCGUUUAAGCUCCAUGAGUCAAACAAAAUCUGUCAAAUUUUGAACAUCAGCCACAAAAACCUGAGAGAGAAUUAAAGUCAAACCGAGGUAAAGUUAGAUAUUUCAGUACAAUUGUUGAAUAUUUCUUAAAUCAUAAUGAAAGGUUAAACUGUAAUAUAUUAACAUGUAAAGUUACUUCAGGGGUGCUGCUUUCGCUCAGUCAGUCACGGGUUUGUUUCCUGGUUCUGCUGUUUUAGAUGCGUGUUAUCUUUAAUCUCCUAAAGGUCUUUCCAGUUAAACGUAAAAUGCCCUCAAAAUAAUCCUCUGAAACAAUAACAUCAUAAUUUAUCACUUUUUAAUCCAAUUUUGUCACACACCGGCCAGAGGUCCUGCUCAACUAUAACACUGUAGAUUUGUAACUACACCACAAACCGUCCCUGUGCAGUUUUUUGACUAAGAUUACUGUUAGCGUCUCCGCUCUCUGCUGCUCAGAGCUGCUCUGUGCACUCUAAUCCUGACAGCAGAAAACCAACCUCACAUCAACAAACCUUUGAAUAGAUUUAUAAUUUCCGGAUCAUUCAGAGGAGAACUCAGACCUGUGUGGAUAAAACGUAAAAACUCUUCUGUUAAACAUAGUGUGCGUUUGUUUUGUGUGUGUGUUUACAGUGGCGACCAGCCCGUGCUUGGUAAAGAACGGAGGAUGUUCCCACCUGUGUCUCCUCUCCCCGAGGAAGCCGUUCUAUCAGUGCGCCUGUCCCACCGGAGUCCAGCUGCUUGAGGAUGGAAAGACCUGCAGAGAUGGUGAGGACGGCACUCUUCAUCAUCAUCAUACUGUUCUUGACCUGUGAAGAAAACUGUUUUUUCCUGAUUUAGUUUUCUUUGGGUCCUGCACCAAACCUCAUUCAUUUUUCCUCUGAUUUAUAGAAUUUCUCAUUUCAUGGUCUUGAUAAAGAUAUAGUUUUAGUCCAACAUCAAACCCUUAAUACUUUGUCCUUUAUUAUAAAAAAUGCACACUUUGCUGCUCUGUCUUCUGCUCCCUCUCAUCUCUAAUCUCUGGUAGGACCUCUUGAUUUCUUUAUUUAAAGUACAGCACAAAACCUCAUUCACUUUUGAUUCAAUUUAAAUCAAACUUACUCUUUUCCUAUCAUUUGAAAAGUUUGGAUGCUUUUAGAUUUCGGUUUCGGUUUCUACCAGGUCUUUUUUUUUGCUGAUUCAAAGAUUUUUGUGCCUUUAGAUUUAGAGAUGGAUUUUUUUUUUAAUAUCUGGCAAGAAAAACAAAAACAGAAAAACUAAUUUGUUAUUGUUACUAAUCUGAAAACAGGCAAGCUUCUGAUUUAGACUUUUUAAAUCCUUGCCCAGCUUUUCUUUGGUUUAAAAACAUGCCUCUUAUAGUGGGGCCAUUUAAUCUCUACUUUAAUCUUUCCUUCAAAUAUGUGAAAAUUGUUAGUGUUGAUUCAAAUUUUCACAAAACCUCAUUCACUGUUUCUCCAAAUUAAAAACUUUAAGGUUUAGAUUUAAUGUACAAGUAAAAUACACCAUUAAAACAUUUGUGUUUAAGGUUUACAAAUGUUAACUUCAACUAUGCAUCAUUUCAGGUCCCAUUGUAGACAUGUAUUCUCAGGGCAGCACCAAACCUCAUUCACUUUUUCUUCGAUUUAACAACUUUGAGGUUUAGAUUUAAUGUACAAGUAAAAUACACCAUUAAAACAUUUGCGUUAAAGGUUUACAAACAUUAAUUGGUCUAUGCAUCAUUCAGGUCCCGUUGUAGAUAUGUAUUCUCAGGGCAGCACCAAACCUCAUUCACUUUUUCCCUGAUUUUAAACCCGCCAUGCUUUGCUGCUCUGCCCCGUGCUCUUCCUCGUCUCUGAGCUAAAGGUUGUGUUGGGCUGACCUGCAGUUGCCGUGGUAACCCCACUCCAUCACCAGUGUUUGAAUGGCAGCCCCCCCCUCCCUUUCCUCCCUCCUCUCAGCCUCUUUUAUUUACAUUUUUUGGUUCAGUACCCCGGCCUGCGGAGCGGCGGAGGAGUAAAGGCGAGGAGGCUUUUGUGAGGGACGGGAUCACAUGUUCCCCCCGCAGACAAUGUCCCCUUUCACUGCCGGGGUUUAACUAUUUCACCAGAGUUUUUUUUUUUUUCUCUCUUUUUUUUUUCUGCUUCUUAAACCCGGGAGGGAAACGUGGUCGCAGUCUGACCUUAAGGCUGAAGUUUAUUGUUUGACUGCAGCACAAAAACCUCAAAAAGUUCAUGUUGGGAUGAUGAAACUUGCUCAUUUGUUGCUUUUGUUACGAAAAAAAACACAGAGCAACAGUUUGGUUUGGUUUUUGAGAAUAGAUGAUUUGGAUGAUGGGAGUGAAAGGUUCAAUCUGCAACAGGAAUACAAAAAAGAAAAUGAAUAGAGAACAAGAAAUCAAUUUAGAGGGCCAAUGUGCUGAUUAUCAGGCGGUCAUUUAAGGCAAAAAAGUAAAAGAAAAACCUCUUUAGUCUGACAUUUUUCUGCUUCUUUCUGUUAGACGUUAAAAGACUUAAACAGUGUUAUGUGCACUUUUUUCUCCGUGAUACAUGAAGAAUUUCCCCUGUAAACAUGUUUAAUUUAAUGAUUUAGUGCUGAAAAAGUAUAAAAGUUAUGAGUUGUAAGGUAACAUCAGCAGUUUUUAUCAAGACGAGUAGAAGAAAGUAAAGUAUAUUUGACUCUUUGCAGAGUAAAUCUGACAGCAGAACUUUUGAGAGAAACACUUUUGAUGAAGUUUGUUUGACUUAAUUCGGUUAUCGUUAAUCUUUUUCUUUCUGUGUUUUUUGGGUAUCGAGAUAGAAGCUUUAGAAAUCAAGUAGCUUGCAUUUUAAAUAUGAUCAAUCUCAUCAUUUUUAGUCACUUUUAACUUCAAAACAGACUCUAAGAAAUCGCUCUUUGCAUAAUCCUGCAUAAAUAAUUCAAAAAGAGAAAAUCCUGUUACAACCGGAGCUUUUAUUCUUGGAUGGAUUAUCCUGUAAUCAGUUCAUUUAUUAGAUGAUUAUGUUUCGAGAGUUUCAUGGAAAAGACUUUGCCGCCCCAGGUUUUUGGUGCUGGAGGGAGGAGGUUGAGUUUGCAGGCAGGAGUAGAAAAGUCUCGGUCAGGUGGAGGAUUUUAAACUGGAUACACUGAGAAACAGGAAGCCGGCAGACAGGGAUACUGUGGUCAGGACGCCUGGGCAAGUGUGAGAUUCUGACGGUGUGAUGAUGAAGCAGCAGUAUCACAGUUUCACAAGAUCAUGAUAUUGUUAAUAACAGUUUAAAAAUGUGUUAUUUUCUUACUCUGGGUGAAAAAACAGCAGCUUUUUUAAUUGAACACAAAUGCACCCUCCCUUUCUUCUGUAAAAACAGAGUGUUUACCCUUCCCCUCAAACGACUCUCACUUUUAUAUCAUCAUUAAGAGCUCGGAUGGAUGUGUAACAAAGUUCGGUGCUCAAAUGAAAAACUGCUGUCCUGACUUCGAGGUUGUGGGAGCAGAUCGAGUCGUUGAUUUUGAGGCAGAAGUUUUGGAUGUUUUCAGUGAGAGAUUCGGGACUGCUGAUAAUCGUACCUGAUCUGUCACAGUUGAGCUGGAGGAAGUUGGCUUACGUCCAUGUUUGCAUUGCGCGGUGACGGUUUGAAGAAGUGGAUCAGAUUGCUGUGAGGGUAGAUUUGGUUGAAUUAGAGAUCUGGAUGUCAUCAGCGUAGCGUAGCAGUGGAAACGAAGACUGUAUUUGUGUACAAAGGGCAUGUAGAGGAGGAAUUAGAGGGGACCAAGCAUUGAACCCUGAGGGACGCCUUUGCAGAUGUACUGCAAAAUAAGUGAAUAAAUGCAUUUUCAGGGCAUCUCUACAUUCUCGAAAGUCCCUUGGUUUAAAAUUUUCCAUCCAUAAUACGUCUCUGACUCCAUAAACAGGAUUGGGAACUGUUUGUUUUGUGUUUUGUGGACAAACUAUGUGUAAAUCUGUGACCUCUCUGACCCUCCAGGUGCCACUCAGAUGCUGCUGUUAGCGCGGCGGACAGACUUGCGGCGGAUAUCCUUGGAUACACCGGACUUCACGGAUAUCAUCCUGCAGGUGGAUGACAUCCGACACGCCAUCGCCAUCGACUACGACCCAGUGGAGGGAUACAUAUACUGGACGGACGAUGACGUCAAAGCCAUCCGCCGCUCGCUGCUCGACGGCAGCGACGCACAGUUUGUCGUCACGUCGCAGGUGAACCACCCGGACGGCAUCGCGGUGGACUGGAUCGCCAGGAACUUGUACUGGACCGACACGGGGACAGAUCGCAUCGAGGUGACCCGGCUCAACGGGACCAUGCGCAAGAUCCUGAUCUCUGAAGAUCUGGAUGAGCCAAGAGCGAUCGUACUGGAUCCUGUUGCCGGGUGAGCUGAAAGUCAACUUUUAAGUUAUCUGUCAUGACAACAUCUCCAAAUAAUCAGUUUAUUUCCCACAGGGUAGUCACAUGACUGGUUAUAAUUAUCGGCUUUACAUAAUUAGCAAACCAUCUCAGUCUUUUUUUAUCAACAUUUUAAAGACGUCCUCACUCUGUUGGAGUUUUACAGUCUCGCCAAAUGUCAUCAUUAAGACACUCAGAAGUCAGAGAAGUGAUUCUCAUGAUCUUAAAACUCACCCUUAGUUUCAUUUUUAUGAACCUCACCUGUAAACACACCCGAAACAACAAUAACAGUCACUAUUUAAAGCCUCCUCCAUCAUCACGCUGCUAAAAUAACAAGGCAUCGCGUGUAAAGACAAGAACUGAUUUUAUUAUCGGCAAAGACAAUCAGAAGAAACCGAGGCGUGUAGGUGUGCGUGUUUGUGCCGCAGAGAGGAGUGUCCAGAGGAGGGAGUGUAAAAUAAACAACUGUUAAAAGACAGAGGAUACAGUUUUACAAAGAGCUCAAUGACAGGAGGAACAAAGAUUUAUGAUAUAAAGUAGAAAUCAAACAAUUCAGAUGGUGGUAAACAAGUUGUAAACAAAGGUCAGUCAACAAAGUGCAGUGUAAGAAACAGCAUCAAGGAACUGUUGUUUUGAUACUUGUCCUGUCAGGUACAUGUAUUCAUUAAAUUGUGUGUGUGUAUUUUCUCAGGUACAUGUACUGGACAGACUGGGGCGAGGUACCAAAGAUUGAGCGUGCAGAUCUGGACGGGAUGGAGCGUGUGGUGAUGGUGAACACGUCGCUCGGCUGGCCCAACGGCCUCGCCCUCGACUACGAGGAGAGGAAGAUCUACUGGGGGGACGCCAGGACCGACAAGAUCGAGGUGUGUGUCAGUCCAUCAUAUAUGUGUGUGUGUGUGUGUGUGUGUGUGUGUGUGUGUGUGUGUGUGUGUGUCUUCCCCCCGUGAAGAUCAGCUGUGUGUGGGUUUUUGAUCUGGAAAGUCGUCUCCUGCUGUUUCAGCUGCUCCUCGCUGUGAAGGUUAACUGCUCAACACGACUUCCCACUGGGCAGGCCAGAGAAGCACAUGACACUUCCUGUCCACCUUCAAAAUAAAACGAAAGUGUCAUUUACCUUCAUGUUCACAGUUUUUAGAACAUUUUGUUUAAGCAAGAUAAAGUAUUUUUACUUCAAAUCCCUUAGUUUGUUUUUUAUUAUGAUACCAGAAUAGAUAUUUUCUAUGUAUGGUUCAGUCAGGUGAAAGAAAACUAAGUCAAUAUUUGGUUAUUUCUUACAGAUAUCACUGAGCUGAACAUUUUCAGCUUUAUCAUAGUGGUUUUAUUUUCCAAACUCUGACACUUUAAGCAUCUUUUAAUUCCUUUUUGUUGGUUCAAUCUAUCUCUAAAGUUUCUCUAAGUCUUCUUUUGGUUGUGAAGGAAAGUCUUGCCUAUUUCCUCUCCUUAAAGACGAAGUCUUCAGAAAACAGAGGGAAUUUGGACGCCAAAAUGUAGCCACUUGUGCUCGCCGCCUUACUGAUGACUAUUUUGUAAAUAAAGGCUGAUUUUUGAGUCUCAGCUGCUUCUGAAACCUGAAGCUGUUCAUCUUGAAAGACCUUCUUGAAACUCCGAGACGCAAGAUGGAAAUAACAUGAUCACAACAGCUAAUAAAACAACAGCUAACGUAUAACAGGGAGCUAUUGGGGCGCUAACGUCUUACCUCACACGUUUUCUGUAAAGGUUGUGUACAAAGUAACCCCACCACAAACUUUAUCAAACUGUUUAUAAGUCAUACAGCUGUGUGUAAAGUAACACCCUAAGCUGUGUCUGACUUUCUAUCAGGGGAAAAGCUAAAACGCGCUGAAACAAGAUUUGCCAGACUAAGAUAAAGAGCUCGUCUUCUGAGUUUGACAGACCUCCAUUAAACGGUGAAUCCUGAGUUAUAGUUUUUGUGUGAUUAUGUAUCUGCAGACUCUCAGAGAAAAUACAUUGGAGGAAACUAAACUUAAUCUUUGAACACUAUGAAAAAAAUCUGAUAUUUGGAAAACCUUAUCUUUAAAUGAAAUGAAUCAACAUCAAGCGGACCGUUCACUAAACUCCAGCAGGAGACAGGAUGGAUGUUUCUGUGUGGUCACAUUAAUCAGGAGGAUUUGACCCCCAGACUUUGAGACUUCUGCUGUUUUGGACUCGGUGAUCCUCUCAGUCUGCUGUAGAACAUAAAGAUCCGACCUGACUGCAGCCGUGGAGCUCUGAGGGAGUCGACGGUCCAGAUAUGUUGAAAAUAAAACUUUUUUUUCUCUCUCUGCGGUUUGUUUCCUCACGCCAUCUCGCCAUGUUCUCUGGUUUUUUAUUUUUAUGGUUUUCCUCUCUUGGGGUGGUGUGAUCCCCCCUCUCAGAGUCCUCCUCCUCCAGCUCUCUGAAGGUGGUUUUCGUACUGGUUCUGGUCCUGCUCGAUGAGGGAGGGGCUGCGGGGUCUCUGUUAGCCCCCCUUCAGGUUUCUCAGAGGACCCAGUUUCUGCAGCGAGAGCCCACAUCUGGUUUCGAUUGCGGCUCGCUCCAGCUGCGGUCGCUCUGUUUAGAAUCGAGGCCGAAUCUGAAACCGUCUCCGCACUGCGGUCACAAACCAGAGGAGACCUCUGGGCUGAGGCCACGAGCCCGGAGUGGAAACUUGACUUUAUAUUUAUACACACCGCUCUGACCCUGUAUAUGUGUGUGUGUGUGUGUGUGUGUUUGGAGGUGGCAGCGGGCCACGCUGGGCUGUUCUUGGAGCAGUGAGCAGCGUGGCGUCAGAUUAGUGAGAGCUGCACAGAUUACAGGCCGGCUGUAGAUUCCUGACAUUUCUCCUCUGUUGACACUUCUCGUCUCUCUGCAUGUUUCAGAAUAAUCUCAUCUCAAACGUCACUCCGCUUUAUGACUUUCACAGAUAACGUUUCUACUUCCUGAUACCAAGAAUUGAUCAUAUCUGACACAGAGAACCAGUUUAGUUAAAAAUGAUAAUAAAAAUAUUUGAUUAUUUUAGAUUUGAUGCAGCGACAUGUUUCUAAAGAGUUGUUUCAGGGUCAUGUUUCUCAUUAUGUGCCAUCACCUCUUCUUUUACCAACACUCUGUAAACAUUAGUGAACCCAGGAGACCAGUUUUUGGAGUCUUGAAAGUGAAGUGUGGUCCCAUUCUUGUGCUAGAUGUUUGCUACAGGUGACAUGUCAGGACUGCAUCAGGUCUUUUAUUCAGCAGGACUCUUCUACUACAGAGCCAUGCUGUUGUAAUGCUUUCAUCAUGAGGAGAAGGCACGACCUGUGCAUCUCCUCACAAGCGCUCACCCAAACCCCUCCUGAUAGAAACAACGUGUCUAAGCGGCCACCUGAAACACUGGCAAAGUCUUUGAUAAACGUAGAAAACUCUCCUCUUAUUCCAAAAUACAGAGCCGAACAGUUUUCAAAUGACUUCUACGUGUCAGGAUAUAUGCCUUUUUUUUGUAAUUCUGCCGACAUAAUGUUGACUGGAAACAUAAAAAUAUUUGUGAUGACCUCUCGUCGUCCAAAAGCCACGAGAAAAACACAGAAAAUUUGUUUUUAAAUUCAGUCAGUUAUUUCUUUGACUUGAAAACAUAUAAUACUUAUAAGCACUUAUUGGUACUUUGAUAUUACGAGUCUCCCAAUACAUCUUUUUUUACUACCGAUACCAUACCAAUAUUGAAACCUUCAGUAUCAGCCAAUACCGAUAUUGAUCUGAUAUUGGCACAUACUUGUGCAUAACAAGUUUUGCACACAGCUGCAACAUCUUUUUCGGACUUAAACAAAAAAUUCUGCCACACGGCCGACAUCACUCCUGCUUCUUGCUCCUUUGUUAGUACCUUAGUACACACUUUUGUUGUGAUUGUGUGGGCUCUACAUGCUGGAUCCGGGCGCUACUAGCUAGAGGUGCCAGUGCGGAAUCUGGAAUGGACUGCUUGUAUCGGAGUACUGAUAUCGGAGAUUUUAGAUGCAGGCCGAUAUAAUCCAAUAUUUGUUUUUGUCUUUUUUUUGCUGAUAUCGGACUGAAACUCAUUUACUCCUCAGACUUUCUGAUACAAGCAGUCCAUUCCAGACUCCGCUCCGGCACCUCUAUCUAGCAGCGCUCAGAUCUAGUACACAGAGCCCAUGUGAUCACAACAACAGUGUGUACUAAGGUACAACCUGCUUGUGUUGGAGUGCUGAUGAAGAUUUUAGAUGCAGGCCGAUAUAAUCCGAUAUUCGUUUUGUGCUGAUAUCAAACCUAUAUCCGAUAUCAAUAUCGUAUCAGGACAUCCGUAUUUGUUAUGUGACGACAUUAUUAUGUUUUGACUUGAGAUACUGGUCAAAAUCGUGCAAUUAUGUUUGUCAUGAAUAAAUUUAAGAACUUUUGUUUUUUAUUAACGGACACAAGAAGCACAAACUAUGUGGAGGUAAAAUAAGUGUCAAAGGUAAAAAAAAAACAACUUUUGCCGACAUCAAAUUUAAAAUAAGCAGAUAUUUUUCAUAAAAUUAUCGCUUGUGUCUUUUCCGUCGGUGAACCAUAGAAUUAAUCCACAGUAUUAAAGUCGUGAUAACAGCCUGACGGAGGAUUUAAACAGCCUUUAACUGAGUGAAAGUAUUUCAGCUCUCUGGCAGUUAAAGGGUUAAUAAAACCCGUCCAGCGCGCUUCAUGCCUCGUCUUUGUUCAGCAGAACUUUGUAGUGGGCUUCACAGUUUCUUCUCAUCCUCGUCGCCGUUUAAACUCAGUUCCAGGUUUUGUGGCGCGGCUCCUGAGCCGUCUCAGUUCUGGGUUUUUAGAAAACCCGUCUGCCUGCUGCUGCUGGAGGAAGUGAGAUGUCAAAGUUUGAGUGAGAGAAGAAGAGGAGGAAGAGGAGGAAAUGUGGCGGCCAUAUGCUGCCGCUGUUUGUUUGCUCGGCUGUUGCUUCUAAUUAGCGGCGCUGCGAUGUGCUGCCAGGUCGCCUGAGCUCCUCUGAGCGCGCUCAGUAGAGAGAAACACAAUGUGUGCCCAGCCCCCAUCUGUCCAGCCGCCGGGUAUGAUGGGAAAAGAGGACGUUAGAAAAUGUUUAAUGUUAGAGUCACAGGAGGAUACAGAGCGCCGAGUUAUUUAGAGUUUUAGAUUUAUUCUUUAAUUCAGACUUUUUUUUGUUGAAGUACUUCAGGGAUUAGGAUUGAAUUUAGGAUUAAAAGUUGAAGGUUUUAAGUUUAAGGUCACACAAAUAAAGUUGAGCGGGAGUGUAACCUUCAGCCUCUUCCUCCUCUCUCCUCCUCAGGUGAUGAAUAUGGACGGGACGGGCCGACGGGUGCUGGUGGAGGACAAACUUCCUCACAUCUUCGGCUUCACUCUCCUCGGAGACUUCAUCUACUGGACGGACUGGCAGCGCCGCAGCAUCGAGCGCGUCCACAAACGCACCGCCGAGCGAGAGUUCAUCAUCGACCAGCUGCCUGACCUCAUGGGCCUCAAAGCCACAUACGUGCACCGCGCCACAGGUGAGUCAAAGUCCGCUUCAAACCAGGUAAUCGCAGAGUCUGCAUCCUGUACGCUGACCCCCUGACUCCGCCUCCUCAGGUACGAACCCGUGCGCGGACGGUAACGGCGGCUGCAGUCACCUGUGUCUGUAUAAGCCUCAGGGCGUGCAGUGCGGAUGUCCCAUCGGCCUUGAACUCAUCGCAGACAUGAAGACGUGCAUCGUCCCUGAGGCCUUUCUGCUCUUCUCCCGCCACACCGACAUCCGCCGCAUCUCCUUGGAGACCAACAACAACAAUGUGGCCAUCCCGCUCACCGGCGUCAAGGAGGCGUCAGCGCUGGACUUCGACGUCACCGACAACAGGAUCUACUGGACCGACAUCACUCUGAAGGUGAGCGUGAGGAAGAGUCAGACCUCCACCUUCUUUUCCCUUCUUUUUCAUCUUCUCUUUCUUCCUUUCUUUCUUCACUCUUGCUGAUUUGAACUCCUCUGAUUUAACCGUCUCCGUCCCCCUCCCCUCUCUGCAGACCAUCAGCCGGGCCUUCAUGAACGGCAGCGCUCUUGAACACGUGGUGGAGUUCGGUCUGGACUAUCCUGAGGGGAUGGCGGUGGACUGGCUGGGGAAGAACCUGUACUGGGCCGAUACUGGGACCAACCGCAUCGAGGUGGCCAAACUCGACGGGCAGCACCGGCAGGUCCUGGUCUGGAAGGACCUGGACAGUCCCCGAGCUCUGGCUCUGGACCCGGCUGAGGGGUGAGGACUCGGGAAUAGAAGAAGAGGGAUCAUAGAGGACCAAAUGUCUCCUCCGUCUCUGACGCUGUUUCCGGUUUCCUGUUUCAGAUACAUGUACUGGACCGAGUGGGGCGGGAAGCCGAAGAUUGACCGCGCAGCGAUGGACGGGACGGGGAGGAUCACUCUGGUGGCCGACGUGGGGCGAGCGAACGGGCUGACCAUCGACUACGCAGAGAGACGUCUGUACUGGACCGACCUGGACACCACGCUGAUCGAGUCCUCCAACAUGCUAGGUGGGAGAAAUCGACUUUUACUUUUUCGUCUUCGUCCAGUUCUCUCUUUUUAACCCUCUUCUCCUGUCGAUCCUCAGAACAUCUUGAAUUAGAUUUUUAAAUUUCAGGCCAUAAAAAGACUUAUUUUCACUUGCUUUGACUGAUGCGUCUAAAUUCUUAAUUAUUCAUCACAUGAUUUUUUAAAAUGAUUCUAUUUCUUGGAUUUCUUUGCUCUUCAGUCACAAGAGCUAAUUCACUCUCUGAGUCCUUCAAUGUUUGUGUUUUUUGGCUCCUCUUCUUGAUUCCUUCCCGAACUUCCUGAGUUACUAAAGUUGGUUUAACUAGAGAAGCAAGUGGUCGGCAACAUUUAUCUCUUGAGGGGGUGUCUAACUUGUCUAAUUCUAAAUUAAUUAUACUCCGGAAUAUCCCUUUAAACCCAAGAAUCUGGUUGUAGUCCUGAGAGGAUCAGUCCCAGUCUGAUAUUUUUAUAACCUUUGAUCCUUCCUUCAUCGUCUCCUUUCUCUUGCGUCCUCCUCUCCAGGUCUGGACCGGGAGGUGAUAGCUGACGACCUUCCUCACCCGUUCGGUCUCACUCAGUACCAGGACUACAUCUACUGGACGGACUGGAGCCAGCGCAGUAUCGAACGCGCCAAUAAGACCAGCGGGCAGAACCGGACGCUGAUCCAGGGCCACCUGGACUACGUCAUGGACAUCCUGGUGUUCCACUCGUCACGUCAGGGCGGCUGGAACGCCUGCGCCUCUACCAACGGACACUGCUCCCACCUCUGCCUCGCGGUGCCUGUCAGCAGCUUCGUCUGCGGAUGCCCCGCCCACUUUUCCCUCAACUAUGACAACAAGACCUGCAGCGGUGAGACGUCAUAAAACUGAUUAACUCUUCAGACUUUUGAUUUCUUAAUUUGGCUUGACAGAAAGAACGAAGUUUGACCUCAUUAAUGUUUAAAAUAUUCACUUCAGCCGAUUAAUCUGAAGAAAGAAACUUAAAAACAAGAAUCCUGUCGGGUUUAGAGUUCACCGUGAUGUUUUCUGCUUUUACUGACACAACAAUAUGACAAAGGGUGAAGUACACAUGAUGAAAGAAAACAAAUAAUCUGAAAAAAAGUUUUUAAAAUAAAAGUUGUAAAUGCCAAAAAAUCACAAAUUCAGGAGUUUAGGACUUUGUUUAAAGAGAAGUUAUAAUUUUAUCAGAAUUUGUUUAUGAAAUAAUAUCUAAGAAUUGACUAGAAAAAACAGCAAAUUAUAGAAAUAAAGUAGCAAUGAGAUUCAGGAUGAAUUACAACAAACUUUAAAGAUCAAAAUUUUAAGAUUUGAUCUUAAAUGAAUGAGAAUGAGUCAAAAAUGUACAUGAAUAGAGUCACAAGUCUAAAAAGUAUAAAAAGUUCUCAAUUGAGUAAAUAAGUCAUUAUUUUUAUUAAGUUGAAUGUUAAUUUACAAGAAAAAAAUGGGAAUAAAAAAAUCAUGAUGAUAACCAUAUUACGACAAUAGAAAUGUGAGUUUAAAGGAUGAAGUCAGAAGUUUUCGAGAUAAAAGAAUAUGAUGAAGAGAUAAAGUUGUAAAUUUUGGAGAUUAAAGAUGUUCUUCAGCGAGUUUAAAGUCAAAUAUUUAUGAUCCUAAAGUUGUAAAUUUAUGACUCAACAGCUGAAGUAGAACAGCGGUUGUUCGGUCGGCUGGUUGCUUUUCUGAUCCGAUCUUUCUAUCAUAAAUUUCAGAUUCAAUUCUCUUAAUAUUACGUCUACAGAUGCUGAUACUCCUGACGCUCCCGACCAAAGUGAAAAUCUGACUUUUAAACAUUUCCUCCUCCUCCUCUUUUUUUCUCUCCCUCAGCUCCGACCUCCUUCCUCCUCUUCAGUCAGAAAACAGCGAUCAAUCGGAUGGUGAUCGACGAGCAGCAGAGUCCUGACAUCAUCCUGCCCAUCCACAGCCUGAGGAACGUCCGCGCCAUCGACUACGACCCGCUGGACAAACACCUGUACUGGAUCGACUCCAAGCAGAACGUCAUCCGCCGCGCUCAGGAGGACGGCAACCAGGUGAGGACGCUCCCGAGCUGUUUUCCUGUCUGAGACAUUUCAAAAUAAAAGCCGUAUCUAACGCGUCUCUUCUCCCCGCAGAGUAUGACGGUGGUGUCGGGCUCGAUGGGCGGAGCUAGUCAGGGCCUGCAGCUGUACGACCUGAGCAUCGACAUCUACAGCCGCUUCAUCUACUGGACGAGCGAAGUCACCAACGUCAUCAACGUGACCCGCACCGACGGCAGCAGGGUGGGCGUGGUGCUGAGGGGCGAGCACGACAAACCCAGAGCCAUCGUGGUCAACCCGGAGAGAGGGUGAGUGAGGUCACAUGAUCACGGAUGUGUAAAUACACGGAAACAGAGAGAGACUCCUCGGUGAAAUGUUGUCCUUCUGAACGAUCUGGGACUCUGCCAUCAGUUUCCUCCUCGUGCGCCAGAUUCCUCCGUCAUUUCAGACGUUUAAUUUCCUGUAAAUCAGCUCCAGGAUUCAUCAAAGAGUUCCUCGCAGGUAUCUUUAUUUAUCGAACAUCCUUCAGAGACGUGUUUAAUUUGCUUCAUGAGAGAGUAAAUAUCUUCACACACUCGCUGGUUGUCGUCGUUUCUCUCUGGGGUAUCCCGGGUCGCCUCGCGGUGCAGCGGCGCUCGUUUUCUGCCAUAAUUGCAGGUUUCCCUUCUGCAGUGAUGUCCGAGUCAUCAUGCGGCUCCGAGUCGGAGUCUGCGGAAGGAAACAAACAAACAUCUCCAAACACACCAGCAGCCUCUGAGCCUGAGCGUUUCCCUCUGCGUUGUCUCGCAGGUACAUGUACUUCACCAACCUGCUGGAGCGUUCCCCGAAGAUCGAGCGGGCGGCGCUUGACGGGACGGAGCGGGAGGUCCUGUUCUUCAGCGGCCUGGGGAAACCCGUCGCAUUGGCCAUCGAUAACGAGGUGGGGAAGCUGUUCUGGGUGGACUCGGACCUGAGGCGCAUCGAGAGCAGCGACCUGUCAGGUGAGUCUGAGAGAGGGACAGCGUUUCGUCACAAGUUCUUUCUGCUUGGUGUUUCGGCUUUAAGAGUUCCCCGUAAUCAAAUCACUUUUCGUUGUUGGGUCGUGAGAUGUUGCUGAAACGAGGAUCAGAUUUUCUGAUGUCGGUUUAUGGAUAAAAACAGAUCCUGCUAACUCUCAGCUGCCUUUGACGCUGCUUUGCUGCUACUUCUACCUAUAAAUGUUACUUCUCGCUGUGUGUGUUUUUACUCCCUUGUGUUUGGCCUGCAUCAGUCACACCCCCUCUCAUACGUGACGCUCAUCUGCUUGUGUUAACGUCAGGGGUCGUCCUGUUUUCGCCGUGAAGUUUAAACAUGGUCAAACAUGUCAAACAUCUCAUUUACUGAUUAGAAUGAGGUUUGUGUGACGGAUGCAGAGCAGACAGUGAGUGUCUGACGCUGUUCGGACAUUUGUGCUCAAUGAUGAGAUCUGUCCUGUGGUUUCCUCACUAAAACGCUCAACUGAUAAGUUACACAACCCGCCGUACGGCCCUGAAGGUUCCAAGAUUGAGCAGUCAGAGCGAGAUCAUCAUCAGGGCGCCGGUGUUUCAUAAGGUUAGAAUCAGAAUCCAGUGCAAAUAAAGGAGAUAAAUAAUAGAUAAAAUUAGUACAAAUAAAGAGAUAAACAAAUGUGCAAUAUAUACAGUUUUACAACAAGUAUGUACACUAUAUACAACACAAAAUAUGCAUAAAAGGUCCAGGUAGUAGAGCAUCACAGCUGACUCUCCAUCCUCAGCUUUGACGUUUCCGCGCUCACCAGUCGACUGGUGCCGAUCAGUGAAGGUGAAGAGGUUUGAUUGUUGUUUUUACAUGAAACAAAUUAAUAGGAUAUUUAUUCCUCUGAUGUUUUCUGUCAAAAAAGGAAGUACGUAAACUUUAUUUGUAUCGCACUUUUCACAGACAAAAGAGUCACAAAGUGCUUCACAUAGACAGAAAUAAAAAGAUGUACAUAAAAAUUAAAAGGCCAAGACAACAACAUUUAAACCGUCAAUUAGCCCCAAAAACAAUUAAACAAAUGCCUGAGCAAAUAGAGAAGUUUUGAGUUGGCUGUUUUAGUGAGAAUGAGACAAAUAUGAAUCCUGACGUCAGACGGAAAGUUUAUUGAAAAUUUAGUUUAUCCUCUCACUCUGACCGACAUCUUCAAAUGAAAACUAAAGGAGUCCUUUUCAGGUAGAGAUGACUUUAAAUUUUGUACUUCAAGUUAGGGCCCGACCGAUUUAUCGGCGAGCUGAUUAAAUCGGCCAAUUUUAGCCUGUUUGAGUGUAAUCAGUAAUCGGCCAAAACUCGCCGAUUUACGCCGAUAUUUUCAGAAAUAAAAUGCGGAGAAUAAGAUUCGGUUUCACUUCGAGUUUGAUCAGUCGGUUUUCCUGUCGGCAUAAAGAGCAGUAGCCUACAGUAGAUCUACAGUAUAUUUAUAUUUUUUAUAACUUAAUAAAAGAAAAAGGCACAUUAAUCUGUAAUUAGACCCCCCCCCAAAUAAAUUAUCGGUAUUGGCCCCAAAAAUCCAUAUCGAUCAGGCCCUACUAAUAGUUCAGUCUGUGUUCAAUUCAUCUGUCUGUUUCUGCUCUGUAACACUGUGCGUAUAUAUAUUUGCGUGUGUGUGUGUGUGUGUGUGUGUGUGUGUGGCGGCGGGGUAACAGGGAGCGAAUGUGUGAACACGAGACUCCGGACUCUUCUUUGGGGAGUAUUUUUUUUUCCUUGAAAGUUGAAGUUGGCUGCGAGCCUCGAGCUCAGCACAUUCCUGUGAUUCUCCAGAGCCCCACGCAGGCCGACAGGAAUGUAAACCAUCUGUGAGCGCAGACGAGUCACUUCCCCGAGUCCCAGUCCCUGAGAGAGAGAGUCACAGAUCGAGAGAGUCCCAGACCGAGUCCUCGUCCUUUUAGGCCCCCCUUUUUUACGCAGAACUGCAGGAAUCCUCCUCUGCAGGGAAACUCUGUCCUCUUCUUUAGAUGCAGACCGAGUCCUCCUCAGUGGGUGCAGAACUCGACACUGCAGAGGCUUCUGGUGCCCCCUGCAGGCCAGUCUGGCUAAUAACAGCUAGUCGAUAAGUGGCUUUUGCAGCAUGAAAUUGCAGGUUUUUGGACAUGAAUAAAACCCAAAAUCUUACAACAUUUAUACAGGAAAACACAACCUAAUCAGUGUCUUUAAGAAUCUUUAAUUAGCGUUAAAUUUGUCUGCGUUUUUCGACAUUUUGCCGCCAAGAAAACUUAAAGACAAGAAAGAUUUUGCCACAAAAGUUAAUUUAAAAAUCUCGACGUUUGGAUCAAAAUUUUAAGAGUUUAAAAGACAAAUUUGUUUAUAAUUUUAAUGAGAAUAAACAUUUUUAUCACCACUAAACCAAAAUAUGUUGAUAAAGAUAGAAGGGACAGAGGAUUAGAGGAUUUUAGAAAGUUUUGAAUUUUAUCUCUCGCGUGUUUUUGGUCCAGAUCUGCUCUUCUUUAAGAUUUGUGUGCAGAGGUAUCUGAUAAAGAAAAGAGUCAGUCGGACUUCGACUUGAAGAGUUUUAAUCUGCGUUAUCAGAUUAUAACUUUGAUGCAUGUCUGUUUCAAUCUGCUGUUUAGUUUCUCGUGUGUUAACUUGCCGCUGACUCCGCUGUAUCGCUGUCCCCUCCUCCUGCCUCCCCUCCUCCUCCCGCCUCCUCACCCCUCAGUUUCUCACCCGUUCAGUUCCCUCUCCUCCUGAAGUUUUUGUCCCGACAACCUUGUUUUGUUUCUUCCCCCUCGGUGCCUUUUUUGAAAAAAAAAACAAAAAAACCAGGAGCCAACCGGAUCGUGAUCGCCGACUCCAACAUCCUGCAGCCGGUGGGUCUGACCGUGUUCGGGGAUCACCUGUACUGGAUCGACAAGCAGCAGCAGAUGAUCGAACGCAUCGACAAGACCACGAGGGAGGGGCGAACAAAGAUCCAGGCCCGCAUCGCCUACCUGAGCGACAUCCACGCCGUCCACGAGCUCGACAUGAGGGACUACAGUGAGUCUGAGUUUCUGCUCGGAUCUCUCAGUCGGAGUCGUGUGUCAGGUCUCACCUGUCCUCUCUCUCUUCGCAGGUAAACACCCGUGUACGUGGGAUAACGGCGGCUGCUCCCACAUCUGCAUCGUGAAGGGCGAUGGGACGACUCGCUGCUCGUGUCCCGUCCACCUGGUUCUGCUGCAGGACGAGCUCUCCUGUGGAGGUGAGUCCUGCUCCUCCAAGUCCAAGUCCAGGUCCUCUCACUGGUUUGAAAAAAUCUGAGUCUCAUCUUGUUCCCCCUCCCUUCAGAGCCCCCCACCUGCUCCCCAGACCAGUUUUCCUGCACGUCAGGGGAGGUGGACUGCAUCCCGCAGGCGUGGAGGUGCGACGGGUAUCCGGAGUGCGACGACAGCAGCGACGAGGAGGACUGUCCGGUCUGCUCCGAGUCCGAGUUCCAGUGCGACAGCCGGCAGUGCAUCGACCUGAGUCUGCGCUGCAACGGGGAGGUCAACUGUCAGGACCGCUCCGACGAGAACAAGUGUGAAGGUGAGGCAGGUGAGGGCUCGCCUGAUGAGUACGGGGUCUGAGUAUCAAGAACCAGAACGCUCCAGAUCUCUUCGAUUCAGAAGAAAAGACGCCGCAGGUUCAAAGUUCAGGAUUUUCUGUUUCCUCUCUCUCUCUCUCAGUGCGCUGUCCUCCGGAUCAGUUCACCUGCUCCAACGGUCAGUGCAUCGGCAAACACAAGAAGUGCGACCACAACAUGGACUGUACGGACAACUCAGACGAGAUCGGCUGCUGUGAGUCCGAAUAUUAAAACACGAGUCGCCGUCACCUGAGAAGGUUUUAAACUUCAGCGAGGACAACAAACAUCUGUUUAACGAAGCUCUUCUUCUUCUUCCUUUGCGGUUUCAGAUCCGACAGAAGAGCCUCCUCCUCCUCCCAACACCACCAUCGGCUCCAUCGUGGGCGUGGUCAUGGCGUUGUUUGUGGUGGGGGCCGUGUACUUCGUGUGUCAGCGCGUCCUCUGUCCUCAGAUGAAGGACGACGGCGAGACGGUCACCAACGACUUCGUGGUCCACGGCCCGUCCUCGGUGCCGCUCGGAUACGUGCCGCACCCGAGCUCGCUUUCCAGCUCGCUGCCAGGUGAGACGACGAAGGCCGACGCCGCGUUUAUCUAACCGUGUGUGUAAAACAAACAUGGCGCUGAAGUGUGUGUUUGAUUUCUCCACAGGGAUGUCCAGAGGGAAGUCUGUGAUUGGCUCCCUCAGCAUCAUGGGCGGGAGCAGCGGACCGCCGUACGACCGCGCCCAUGUGACCGGAGCGUCGUCGAGCAGCUCGUCCAGCACCAAGGGGACGUACUUCCCACCAGUGAGCAUCACACACACACACACACACACACACACACACUUGUUUCUGUCUCCUCUAUCAUGUACCUGUUUUUCAAACGAACUGAGGUCCAUGUUUCUGUGAUAUUUCAGAUCCUGAAUCCUCCUCCGUCUCCGGCCACGGUCCGCUCUCAGUACACCAUGGAGUUCGGUUAUUCAUCCAACAGUCCCUCCACUCACAGAUCCUACAGGUACUGACUCUAUUCUCCUUUUUUCAGGUUAUCUGCAGAGUCAGCGGACCCUCGGAAACCGCUCUGGUUUCAGUGUUUACGAGACCUUCAGGGUGAUGCAUGAGCGCGAACAUCAGUCUGAACAUUUACAGCCGUCCCUCAUAAACACACUGGGCUGAUUUAAACAUUCACAUUAAACUCAAACUCUGCAAACUCUGAUCGUUUUUUUUCAGACAGAGUUUAUUUAGAUUAUUCUGCUGGAUUUGAGAUUUAUUUUAUUUAUUUCUAACAAACUCGACUCCAGCGUUCCUGGAAAUUACGUGUCUGGAAACAGAUUUCUGACUCAGUCCAAGUCUCAGAUUUUUUCGGUCAGUAGGAGAAAUGUUCAUUUUUUUCAAGAGUUUAAAUACAUGUCACGGUUAUAUUCGUUUCACCAGUUUAAAGGGAUAUUACAUCGUAAAAUUAAUUUAAGGUCAAGAACACUGUAACACCGGGUUAGACACCCCUGUAGGAGAUGAAUGUUGCCGACUGUUUGCUUCUCUAGUUAUACCAACUUUAGUAACGACCGCAGAUAGCAAUACACAGCGGUCUACGGAGCCAUAAACAAACCUCAAACAAAACGCCACUCUAUAGCCACAAAUAAUGCUCAGAACAGCACCUAACUUCAUCAACAGAACAUAUAGGGUCCCAGUCAUAGUUCAAGCCACCAAACAUCUUUUUAGCUUUGCCUAAUUUCUUUAGCAAAGAGACUAAACACAACUCACCUACUCUCUUCCAGCAGUUACUUGUUUGUAGCGAGACCUCAGGACAGUCCAUUACAGACUACAGCGGGGUGACGCAGCUCAAGGAAGAACAUUUAUGAUCAUUACUUUAUCAUUUCCUUGAAGUAAUAAUCACCAUAUUAAUCAUUUUGCACUGCAGACGCGGUAGUUCUUCUGCCUUAUCCGCUCAGUCUGAUUGCAUUUCCAUGAAGAAAUUGUCACAAAUGUUCUUCCCUGAGCUGUGUCACCCCGCCGCAGUCAAAAAUGGACUAGUCGAGGUCUCGCUACAAACAAGCGGCUGCUGGAAGAGAGUAAGUGAGUUGUGUUUAGUCUCUUUGCUAAAGAAAUUAGGCGAAAAGAUGUUUGGUGUCUAGUACUAUGUCUGUGACCCUAUAUGUACUGUUGAUGAAGUUAGGUGCUGUUCUGGGUAUUAUUUGCGGCUAUAGAGUGGAGUUUUGGUUGAGCACAUGGCUCUCUGUCACGCUAUUACUAAAGUUGGUAUAACUAGAGAAGCAAGCGGUCGGCAACAGUCUCUCGACUGAGUUUCUAACUCGGUGUUACGGUGUGUUUGAACUUAGAUUAAUUUUACGACGGAUUAUCCCUUUAAGGGUCUGUCUGCUGCCUUCAGACUGAUCAAAUAAUCAUCAAGACAGAAAGAGGGAAAUUUGCUCGGUGAACCCUCAGCAGCAUAACGAGGCGCUGACCUGGUCCUGAACCAGGACUAACUGUAAACCUUCGAACCUCAAACACUCGUCUUUAUUUAAACGCCUCUUUACUGAAUCUCUCUGUUUCUCUCUCUCAGCUACAGACCGUACACGUACCGCCACUUCGCCCCUCCCACCACCCCCUGCAGCACCGACGUGUGCGACAGCGACUACACGCCGGGACGCCGGGCGCCGCUCAAGUCCAGCGCCGCCGCCAAGGGCUACACCAGCGACCUCAACUACGACUCGGAGCCUUUCCCGCCACCGCCGACGCCCCGCAGCCAGUAUCUGUCGGCGGAGGAGAACUGUGAGAGUUGCCCGCCGUCGCCUUACACCGAACGCAGCUACUCCCACCACCUCUACCCGCCGCCGCCGUCACCCUGCACGGACUCCUCGUGAGCCAAACCCCCCCACAUAAUCCCCCCCUUCCUCCCUCCCUCCACACAGCUCCGCCCCCUCACUGUAAAUAGCAAUUGUGCAUAUAAGAGGUUAAAAAUGGGAAAGAGAGACUGAAGACGAGGAGGAGCGAGGAGGACGAAAAAGGAAAAUCGCCGAGGAGCGAAGCGAGGCGGGAGCUGCAGAACAUUUGUACAUUAAAAAGAGAAAAAGCAUAUUUAUAUAUUUUCUAUACAGUGUUUACUGAUGACGCCAUAGAGCUUUGUAUACAGAAAUUUGUACAUUUUCUAAGAAAAGGUUUUAUUAAAAUCAUCACAAAUAGAAGUUGCCUUAAAGCGGGAGAAAAAGAGGCUGAAGGACUCGAAGCACACGAUGAUCAGCGGACGGUUUCACUUCUCUGAUGCCAAAUAUGAAAAACAGCCACAGCUACAGGACCGGCGGCCAUCUUGUCUGUGGUUACUAUGGAAACUGGAUCAGCGGCGGCUGGAGGAGACGUGGUACUGGGUCUUUUGCUUUGAAUUUACCUCCUCGUUGUGACGCGGUGCGGAGGAGGAGGGCGUCCGCGUGGAUGUGAGUCAUGUGAUGAGUCACGGCAAUGCGCCGAGCUGAAGCAAUAACUCGAACUAAGGCACAUAUUUAUUACCAGAUCAAUCGAACCGGUAACCGCUCUGAGCUCUGAACACACCGCAGGCUCAGUGCGAUUAAAUCUACGGAGGCCCAAGAGGGACAGAAAGGUUUCUAAUAGUCACAGGAGAGAACAAAGCGCUCUCAAAGAUCUAAAGACAAUCAGACUCUUUUUUGGUUUGUUGUUUUCGUUUGAAUUUGGAAUCUAAACUCUAAAAACCACAAUUUUUUUACCUCAUGUUGCCUCUUUAAACUACACGGUACUUUUCAGCAAUUAAACUUGAUGGUCCCACUGAGAAUAAGCUUAAGUACAAAAACUACACGUUACAAUCUUAAAACCACUUCUUUAAAGCUUCAACUGUCUCACACUCAAACUUCAGCAGGUUCACGUUAUGUAGCAGCAGCUGCGUGCUGCACAAAACGACCAAACACGCAGCUGUUACUGUGUGUUAAAUUAGGUUUAAAAAGCAAAUUCAAUAUGCGUUUCCCCUCCUGGGCCUCCGUACAAACGCUCAAACACCCCCUUCACUCUAAACUCAAGGUCAGCUGAUGGCGACGUGACUCACAUCCUCGGACGUCCUGCCGUUCAGACAGGUUUUAAACCAAAACUAAAAAGCUUGUGUUUGACUUUUUCUUCUCGUUCGAAUCGUCCGAUGCUCGGAGCGCAUCAGAGAGAAACGACCCAAAGCUGAACACAGGCUGCAUCAUCCUCCUCCAUCUUUGUUUUUCGCUCUCUCUCCUGAGGAGGACGCGGCGUUUCCUCCAUGAACACGAUCUGUGCCUGACCAGUUCCACGUCUUCAUCUCUGUUUUUAUUAUUUUCAUGUUUCUGUUACUUUGAGGGAAAAACACACAGAGGAAAUCAGUGCCCACUAAAUGCUCUAUAGUAUUUUUGUACCACAUAUUGUGUAGAUACGUAUUUAUAAGCUAUAUAGAAAAUCAUUGUAAAUCUAUCCAUUGAAUUCUUGCAGUACUUUUCAUUCCGUCUUUUUUUAUAUUGCCUCAUUAUAUUUUUCUACAGAAAAUCACUUCAGACGUACGGAGACAAUCUCAGAUCAGUCAAUCGAAGAACAUAUCCAGGUUUUUAGUGUCUGUAAGGUCAAAGUUUGAAGGACUGUUGUGCCAAAAGAAUCUUUUUUAAUCGAUGUGGAGGCAGACGAGCCGGGACCAGAGGACGAACACCAGGCAUCCCUUCUGUUGCCUUUAACGAACAUCUGUUUUAUUAUUUUAAUAACUCAUUCUUGUCUUUUGUGAUUCUCGUGACUAACAGAAAUCUAUUUUUAAGAACUCGUCUUGUCGUCAGAGGAGUUUCGAUCUCAGCUCGGUUCGCCGUCGAGCUCCUGGAGGUCAGACUGAAGAGAAAAAAGUAACACCAGCAUGAAUCUGACAAUCUCGAACGUUCACGUCGCAGCAGAUGAAUCAGGACAGCGCUUCGUCAAAUGUCAGAGUUGAUUUAAACUUAGUGAGGCUUUGAACAGACUUUAUUGGAGUUAUCUAAAUUUAAAAACUUAAAUCUAAACAAAAAGAUGGAGAGAAUUUUGAUCGUUUGAAAAGCACCUCGUCAGAUUUUGAAUUUCUGCACAGACACAAAACUUUGGUGUCGAAUGUGACGCCUACAAGUUUCCCCCUUACAGUAUUUUGUUAAUGCAGCUUAAAAGGUCAGAAACAAACAUUUAAAUAUAUCUUUAAAACUUAUUCAAAACUGAAUCCUGAUCUUCUGUCAUUUGGCUUCUGUGAAUGCAAAGUUCAUUUUGGAUUUCCCUGAUUUGCAUUCACAUCAUCUUUUAACGCAAAUGAGCUUCUCUUUGGAGGAAAAGUGAGAAUUUUGAGGUAGCAAACAACUUAUCCUAGUUGCGCUGAAAGGUUGUGGUCUUUGUGCACAAAUAAUUAUCCUGUGUGCGUAAAAAUAAUCUGUUAAUUUUGCUCAAAAAUGGGCAAAAAACUCACUAUUUCGAUCUUUUCUUUACGGACGAGCGUUCAGUGAAAUCUUCAGUCUGUGAUUAAGUGAAAGUUAAACAUCGAACUGAUUUUCACGUUGAUCGUAUUUGUGGCCUUUAGAUUGUGCAGAAAAUCAUUUUUUAAAAAGCCUCAAUAAUCUGAAGACGGUUUGAAAUUAUGCCGAAGCGGUCCACGAGUUCAUGCUUUUGGCCCUCUGCUGCCUCCGUACAUCCUCGGCUAAGCUCUACCUGUGGUACAAUCACUCUGACUCCUCCAGGUGUGUUUUUAAAUUAAGAACAUAAAAAAAAAGAAACAAGUCAGAAAAACUUUUUGGGAGACGUUCUCAUUCUCUAACUGCACUUUACACGACUUUUAUUUUUUUAACUGAUUUCUGGUACAAAUCGUCGUAUUGUCGUGCAGCUGGAGGAAAGUUGUGUAAAAAAAAAAAGAAAUAAAAAAGGACGUUUGGUUUGUGUGUUUAAGAGUCCAAAAAAGACGACUGACUCAGUGAAGAUGAGAUUUAAGACUUCAACUUUCAUAUUUUUAUCAUCGGACUGGUGUUUGGGGACUUUCUCAAAGUGGUUCCAUCUUUUUUUUACCCUCAUUAACAAUUGUUAAAGACUGCAUUCAUGUUUUUACACCCUUCUGAACAUCAUGUUUUCACAAAAAGCUUUCAUGUAAUUUAAAAAUCCGUCUUGAAUCUGCUGUGAAAUAACUUGUUUUUCUGUUAAAUUUGAAAUUUAAGAUGAGCAAAAAGUGAAAAUUCUUCUUUGUUUGGACAAAAAUCAAACCAAAGUAUUUGAUUUUUAUUAUUUCAACCUUAUUUUUAAGGAUACAAAUUAAACGUUUUUAGGAGAGUAUGAAUUAAAAUUCAAGUUAAAAGGGUUUAAAAGAAUAAAAAUGCAUAGUAAGAACAUAUUUUACAGAUUUAAAGGGCCUAAAAUCAACCAAAAUGUUUUAGGAUUAACAAGGUUCAAAUUAAAAGAUGCAAAAAUGGUGAUAAGUUUGUAAGUUUGUAAAUGACACUGAAAAAAUUGACUCUUCUCCUUAAAAGUGUCUCAGCUGAAUCUGAUCUCGGACCCCCUUUUUUUUAAAUCAUAUUUCAGUUUGACACCCACCAUGAAUUUACUCUCAGGCUUCACAGACUUGGUAGGAAACUGUUUUCCACUAAAAAUCAGGAAAAUUCAAAGGUAUGACCGGUGAAUCAGAGUCCUCUUUGUGUUGUGGAGUGUCUCUGAUUCAGACUGAUGUUUGUCUCUGAGGACUUCUUGUACAGGUUGUGAUGAACGUGGUUGAAAAGGGUCAAAGGAAGUAGAAAUGUAAAAAGAUUGAAAAGGUCUUUUUUUUUUGUUUUUGUUUUUUUUAAAGAAAAAGCACUUUGGUCUCCAGGUUUUUUUUUUUUUCUCUGAGGUUCAACAGAAAAAAAAGGAGAAGUUUGUGUCGUCAUUGUUGUUUUUCAGACGUUGUCCUUCAUCCGUUUUGCUCUCAUGGUGCUCUGAGGAUGUUUGUGGAGACAGCCAACAUUUGGUUCGUCAUGUUCGUUUGAUUUCCACUGACUGUCCGUUUUUAUACGAUGACUGCUUUACCUGUAAACAGAGAAUCAGAUGGACCUGUACAGCCCAUCCAGCUGCCACCAUAAGCUGUUGUAACUCAUGAAAUGCUGAUUUUUUUUUUCUUUUUGUUAAAUAUAAAGUGAGUGAACUUUUAAAAUGAG